AUGGAGGACGCGGGAGCAGCCGGCCCGGGGCCGGAGCCCGAGCCCGAGCCCGAGCCCGAGGGGGGCGCCGGCAUGUCCGAGGCGUUCUCCCGGCUCUGGAGCGACGUGAUGGGCAUCCUGGACGGCUCCCUGGGAAACAUCGAUGACCUGGCGCAGCAGUAUGCAGACUAUUACAACACCUGUUUCUCCGACGUGUGCGAGAGGAUGGAGGAGCUGCGGAAGCGGAGGGUUUCCCAGGACCUGGACGUGGAGAAACCCGAUGCCAGCCCCACGUCACUUCAGCUGCGGUCCCAGAUCGAAGAGUCGCUUGGCUUCUGUAGCGCCGUGUCAACACCAGAAGUGGAGAGAAAGAGCACUCUUCCUAAGUCAAACUCAGAAGACGGCUCUGUAGGAAAAGGAGAUUGGAAGAAGAAAAAUAAGUAUUUCUGGCAGAACUUCCGAAAGAACCAGAAAGGAAUAAUGAGACAGACUUCAAAAGGAGAAGAUGUGGGCUACGUGGCCAGCGAGAUAACAAUGAGUGAUGAGGAACGGAUUCAGCUGAUGAUGAUGGUCAAGGAGAAGAUGAUCACCAUUGAGGAAGCACUUGCAAGGCUCAAAGAGUAUGAGGCCCAGCACCGGCAGUCAGCGGCCUUGGACCCUGCCGACUGGCCAGACGGUUCCUACCCGACGUUCGAUGGCUCGUCAAACUGCAACUCAAGAGAACAAUCGGAUGAUGAGACUGAGGAGUCGGUGAAGUUUAAGAGAUUACACAAGCUGGUCAGCUCCACUCGCAGAGUGAGAAAGAAACUAAUCAGGGUGGAAGAAAUGAAAAAGCCCAGCACCGAAGGCGGGGAGGAGCAUGUGUUUGAGAAUUCCCCAGUUCUGGAUGAGAGGUCCGCCCUUUAUUCUGGAGUACACAAGAAGCCAUUUUUCUUUGAUGGCUCUCCUGAGAAACCUCCAGAAGAUGAUUCAGACUCUCUCACCACUUCUCCAUCAUCCAGCAGCCUGGAUACCUGGGGAGCCGGCCGGAAGUUGGUCAAAACCUUCAGCAAAGGAGAGAGUCGGGGCCUGAUUAAGCCCCCCAAGAAGAUGGGGACGUUCUUCUCCUACCCAGAAGAAGAAAAGGCCCAGAAGGUCUCCCGCUCCCUAACUGAGGGGGAGAUGAAGAAGGGUCUCGGGUCCCUGAGCCAUGGGAGAACCUGCAGUUUUGGAGGAUUUGACUUGACGAAUCGUUCUCUACACAUUGGCAGCAACAGUUCGGACCCAAUGAGUAAAGAAGGAGAUUUUGUGUACAAAGAAGUUAUCAAAUCACCCACGGCCUCCCGCAUCUCUCUUGGAAAAAAGGUGAAAUCCGUGAAAGAGACAAUGAGGAAGAGAAUGUCUAAAAAAUACAGCAGCUCUGUCUCUGAGCAGGACUCGGGCCUGGAGGGAAUGCCCGGCUCCCCUCCGUCUUCACAGCCUGACGGUGAACACAUGGACAAACCGAAGCUCAAAGCCGGAGGUUCUGUCGAGAGUCUGCGGAGUUCUCUGAGUGGCCAGAGCUCGAUGAGUGGUCAGACCGUAAGUACCACGGAUUCCUCAACCAGCAACAGGGAGAGUGUCAAGUCAGAAGACGGUGAUGAUGAGGAACCCCCCUACCGGGGCCCCUUCUGCGGGCGUGCCAGGGUGCACACCGACUUCACGCCGAGUCCCUAUGACACGGACUCACUCAAGCUCAAGAAAGGAGACAUCAUCGACAUAAUCAGCAAGCCACCCAUGGGCACCUGGAUGGGUCUGUUGAACAACAAGGUCGGCACAUUCAAGUUCAUCUAUGUAGAUGUGCUAAAUGAGGAAGAAGAGAAGCCCAAGCGCCCCACCAGGAGGAGGAGAAAAGGAAGACCACCCCAGCCCAAAUCUGUGGAGGAUCUCCUUGAUCGGAUCAACCUGAAAGAACACAUGCCCACUUUCCUGUUCAAUGGGUAUGAAGACCUGGACACCUUUAAGCUCCUGGAGGAGGAAGAUUUGGAUGAGUUAAAUAUCAGGGACCCGGAACACAGGGCUGUUCUCUUGACGGCGGUGGAGCUGUUACAGGAAUAUGACAGUAACAGCGACCAGUCGGGAUCCCAGGAGAAGCUGCUUGUCGACAGCCAGGGCCUGAGUGGAUGCUCUCCACGAGACUCCGGGUGCUACGAGAGCAGCGAGAACCUGGAAAAUGGCAAGACUCGGAAGACCGGCCUUCUCUCUGUCAAGUCGUCAGUGGAGUCCAGCUUUAAGUCCUUCAACAGGAAUCAGCUGGGCAACUACCCAACCCUGCCUUUAACAAAGUCCGGGGAUGCGCUGAAGCCCGGGGAGGAAGGCAGGCUGGGCAGCGGUCUCGCCCCUCACACCUCCAAGUGCUGUGACCAGCCAUGUGUGACUGGUCUGAACAAAAACCGAAGAAGCCUGCCCGUUUCCAUCUGUCGGAGCUGUGAGACCCUGGAGGGCCCCCAGCCCGUGGAAACUUGGCCCAGAUCCCAUUCCCUGGACGACCUUCAAGGAGAGCCUGCUGCUGAGAAGGAUGUGCCCGGCGAGGUGACAGAACCCUCCCCUCAGAUUGUACCACAAGUGCCACAAAAGACAACCCCCUCCAUCACAAAGGUUCAAAGCCCCAAACGAGAUCCUGCUGUUGACAAUGCACUGCUACUGACCCAAAGCAAGAGAUUUUCUGAACCUCAGAAGACAGCUAAGAAACUAGAUGGUUCCAUAGCAGCCUCCUCCCGUGGCACAUCACCUCCUCCGUGUUUGCCCAAAAACUAUGAUGCUCAGCCUCCUGGAGUUAAACACGGUUUAACAAGGACACCUCUCGAGGGUCACAGGAAAGGACUCGAGUCUGAAGGAACGCAUCAUCCCGCGGGCACCAAAGAAGGCCUAGAUGCCGAGCAGAGGGGCCCCGAGGCAAGAACGCAGGCCAGACAUCCCUCCCAGCCUCCACCUGUUCCCGCCAAGAAAAGCCGAGAACGCCUGGCCAACGGACUCCACCCCGGCCCUCCCGGUCCCGACGCACCAAGCCUGCCCGCUAAAAAAGGCAGCCCCAGUGACUGUCACUCACCUCAGGCUCCUAGGCCUCCCUCGGCACAGGAGCCCAGCAGCCCACCCAGCUCGAGGCCGCCGCCCUGGCUCUCAGAGCUCCCGGAGAGCGCCAGCCUCCAGGAGCAUGGCGUGAAGCUGGGCCCGGCUCUGACCAGAAAGACCUCCUGCGCCCGGGGAGUGGACCUGGAAACGCUCACUGAGAACAAGUUGCGAGCUGAAGGCAUUGAUCUCACUGAGGAGCCGUACUCUGAUAAGCACGGCCGCUGUGGGAUUCCCGAAGCCCUGGUGCAGCGAUAUGCAGAGGACUUGGAUCAGCCCGAGAGGGAAGUUGCCACCAACAUGGACCAGAUCCGCGUGAAGCUGCUUCGGAAGCAGCACCGCAUGGCGAUCCCAAGUGGUGGACUCACAGAAAUCUGUAGAAAGCCCCUCUCUCCCGGAUGUGUCUCGUCUGUGUCAGAUUGGCUGGUUUCCAUCGGUCUGCCCAUGUAUACCAGCGCCCUCACUGAAGCCGGGUUCAGCACAUUGGGCCAAGUGCCUUCUCUGUCCCACACUUGCCUUCAGGAGGCCGGCAUCACAGAGGAGAGACACAUAAGCAAGCUUGUGUCUGCAGCCAGACUCUUCAAACUGCCACCAGGCCCCGAGGCCAUGUAGCCAGGCCCAUCAUGGAGCUCCCCGGACAAGAGCCACCCUUUCACUGUGCUUAGGAUGCUAAUGCAAUCCCUCCUCCUUGAGACCUGCAGACCAGAUCCAGAAGAAAGGCCCGGUGUAAGGCCGACCGGAGCACGAAACCUCGGCACGGGACUGAUGACCCUCUCUUCUCCAGAAGAGCCCCCCUCGAGGAAAUUGGUGUGGUUCUCUUUGACUCCCCCAAAGAAAAGACAAGCACUAACUUUUAUUUUCAGAACACAAAAGAACCAGGAUGCCAGCUCGCCGCCCAUGCUGUGCCUCCAGUCUGUCUUGGUGUGCUGGCAGAGGGAGGGGGCAGCCGCUGUCGUUUCUGAGAAUGCCCUUGCCUUGCUGUCUGUCACCCUGCGGGAUGCCUGAGGGCAGGCGGGUAUUGGCCAGGCCAAAGUAACAGACCCAGGAGUUACUGUACGCCAUUGACUAUGCUUGUUUAUUCAAAAGUAAGAAAAUCUGGCUGCAUUAGGAAAAAAAAAAAAAAAAGUCCUAUUCUCCUUUAAGUAAACAAGAGACAUUUUAAUAAUUGCUUUCUAGCAAUCAGCUUUUAUUUGCCUUAAUAUAAGCUUUUAAGCAGUUAUCUGGUGUUCACCACCCUGUAACCAUAGUUCCAGAUCUUCAGCCUAGACUGCCAUCUAACAUACCAGAGAUGUUUUCAGAAAAAAAAAAAAAAAAAAAAGAAAAGAAAAAAAAAAAGAAAGAAAAGAAAAAAAAGGGCUUUUCUAAUUGCCUCACUCUAACAUGGCUUAAUUUGUAGGGGUGUUUGUCAGGCACAAACUUCAUGUUGGCUUUCAGUUUUUAAACUAACCACAAAUCCAGUAAAAAGCUAUCUGAAACUCACAGAUCAGGUGUGUAUGUGAGCGUGCAUGCAUGUGUGUCCAUGUGUGAGCGCGUGUGUAUAGAAACUACCUUCAUUUUAAAUCAGUUUUGUUUUGUUUACGAUGUUGGUCACCGUGCUGCAGUAUUGACUUUGACUCCCGACCACGACCAUUCCAGAAUUCACUCAUCAGCUAACAGGUCACCUUUGCAAAGCCACGUAGGUCGAAUAUUUCAGAAAGAUGCUUUUAAAAGGGAAGUAGUUUAUAAGAGAUUUUUAAAGUUUUUUUUUUUCCACUUUUAUAAUUAAGGUACUGUUUUCCUCCCUUUAUUGAGAUCAUUCUUUUAAUCCAGAUAAUAGUUCAUUCUGGAGCCAGACAAAGCACGUUAGCCAUGUAUUAAGUAUUUGCCAUUUUCAGUUGUUUUCCUACUGAUUAGAGCAUUUACCAUUCUCUUUUAGUCUGGUGUCUGACUUUUCUAGCACACAGAAAUUUAGGCAACUAAAUUAAGGUUUCCGUCGCUUCCUAAAUGAAUUUCCUCUACAUUCUUAGUCAUGAGAACUAUUCUAAGCAUUGAAUGUGAUCAUUGACAACAAACACUUUGAAGACAAAGCCUUGAUCAAAAGCUCUUAAACAUUUCAUCUCCUCGUUAAAAUGAUUCCCCUCAAGGGGGGGGGGGGAGUAACUUCACUCAUUACAAAGCCAUCUUCAGCAUUUGCUCUAUGUACUUGGAUCCGUGUUUCUGAGGAAAAGGAUGUUCUCAGGUUAUAUAUUUUUUUCACGCUUUGGUAUACAUUUAAAAAAAAUACGUUUCUUCAAUAGUAUUCACCUUCUAUAAGACGCCAUGUGAAAAAGUUGUGGAAAUGCAGAAUAAAAAGCUAAAAGCUGCCAACUUUCUACCGAGAUCUGAAAAACAGCCCAUUUUUGCCAUCUCGGGUUGUGCACACAGCCCACGUGGAAUGUGACUAUACCGCCGAACUGUAGCGCUUGUGCUGUGGUGGAGACAGGUGCAGGGACACGGAGCCUCGGCAUGACAUUCUGAGAUCCUGCUCGUAGUGUAAGCCGACCACACACAAGUCACACAACAGAUAACAGAGGAGGAGGGGGUCAUCUGUGAAUUUCCCAGUGUUAGUUCAUUUUCAGUGUCAGAUUUUCAUUUAAGUAAAAGUGGCACCAGAAAAGGGAAUGUUCUGGAGUUCUUGAAAAUGCCAAACCCUAUUUUUGUCAUUCUUCUUUGGAAAUCAUUGCCUUUGCGUAGAAAAAUCAAAUUCAGGGACCAUGAAUGAUUUUCAGUGGGAAGAUCUUCCUAACCUGAGGGGUCUGAGAUUUUUACUUUAUCGUGCUUUUAAAAAAAAUUUUUUUUUUGUUAUUGUUAGUAUUUGUUUGGUCUUUUGCUUUAAACUUUUAAUUUGAUCCUAGAAAAGCCUGAAUGUUUGUGUGUGACAUUUGACUAAGGUGGUUUAGGGACCGCGUGUCAGAAGACAGGUAGGUAGGUGUUAGGCGCCAGCAAUAUCCGGUUUUAAUCAAUUGCACUUGGUACAGAAUGUUGAGGAAGGGUUUAAAGUGUCGUCUUUGGAAAGCACAAAAGAAACCUGGAAAGGCAAUUUGGCUCAGGUAGCUACACAUCCGUUGUGUGUAAUUUUUACUGUAAAGCUGUCUAGAAGGAAAUGCGGCCAGCCCCAACCACUAUUUACAUUCCCAGAUAACCAGGAAGCAGAUACAUUUUCAUGGCCUUCUCUUAGCAGCCCUUUUCUCUGUCCUGAUCCCCAGUGUGGGGGAAAUUGGAAAUUACUAGUCUAUUGCAAACCAGUUCCUGACAUAGCAAAAUUUGCUUUCAUAACUGCAGCAAAAGAAAUCAGUUCACCAAGUCAAUGCUGCAUUGUGUGUACUGUAUUAUUUUCAGAAAAUAUAGUAGUCUGAGUCCAAGUUACCUUGAUUUUAAAUUGAUAGAGAAAUGCAAGAAACUGUCAAGCAAGUUAUAUAACAACUAACAACAUUGCACUUUCUGUAUAUGAAAUCAAUAUUUAAAUAACUUAUUUUUCUCCAUUGCUGUUCUUAAACAUUGUAAGUAGCUGUAAUAUACCAGUACCGAUAUGUCCUUGCGAUUGCUUCAGCCCAGGAAAGCUGUGUAUUGUUUUAAAAAUUGUAAAAACUAUUGUGAUGAUUCAUUUAGCAAAGAGAAAGGUGGACAGAAAGGUUUUCCUAUGUAUCAAACUUGUCUAUAAUUAUGUCAUCUUAUGUACCUAGGAAAAAUAAAUAAAUUUCGUCAGUUGACUAUG
Molecule: messenger RNA, 6799 nt
Organism: Lynx canadensis (Canada lynx)
Lineage: Eukaryota; Metazoa; Chordata; Mammalia; Carnivora; Felidae
Gene: SASH1
Product: SAM and SH3 domain containing 1
Exons: 20
Coding region: 1-3678 (1225 amino acids)
Molecular function (GO): protein binding
Source: RefSeq, a predicted model, not a curated record